Molecule: messenger RNA, 645 nt
Organism: Penicillium salamii
Lineage: Eukaryota; Fungi; Ascomycota; Eurotiomycetes; Eurotiales; Aspergillaceae
Source: the annotation of a GenBank genome assembly
AUGAAGUUCUCAUUCGGUGCUAUUCUGGCUCUGGCAGCCACCGCCAUGGCUAGCCCCAUGGACAUUGAAGCUCGUCAGCUCGCAUCAGGAAAUGAGCUGCGUACAGGCAGCUGCAAGCCGAUCACUUUCAUUUUCGCCCGUGCCAGUACCGAGCCUGGUCUUCUUGGUAUCUCUGUGGGUCCCGCCAUCUGUAAUGCUCUAAAGAGAGACCACCCUGGAAAGGUCGCUUGCCAGGGUGUUGGACCCAAGUACACUGCGGAUCUGCCAUCCAACGCACUCCCCGGCAACACUUCCCCCGCUGCCAUUUCGGAGGCCCAGGGUCUGUUCGAGCAGGCUGUUUCCAAGUGCCCUGACACUCAGAUUCUUGCUGGUGGAUACAGUCAGGGUACUGCUGUCAUGGAUGACUCCAUCAAGAAGCUCUCCUCCGACGUCCAGGCCAAGAUCAAGGGUGUUGCGCUCUUCGGUUACACCCGUAAUGCCCAAGAGGGAGGCGGCAUUAAGGGCUUCGACAAGUCCAAGACCAAGGUCUACUGUGCCGUUGGAGACAUGGUCUGCACUGGCACCCUCAUCAUUACCCCUGCCCACUUCACCUACGUUGCGAACGCUGGCGCCGCUACCAAGUGGUUGGAGUCUAAGUUGGAUUAA